Messenger RNA from Morchella sextelata, 1683 nucleotides. RefSeq lists its product as uncharacterized. The record is from RefSeq and is a predicted model, not a curated record. The transcript is spliced from 8 exons. Gene Ontology annotation, biological process: L-leucine catabolic process. Gene Ontology annotation, cellular component: mitochondrion; methylcrotonoyl-CoA carboxylase complex. Gene Ontology annotation, molecular function: methylcrotonoyl-CoA carboxylase activity. NCBI's taxonomy places the organism in Eukaryota, Fungi, Ascomycota, Pezizomycetes, Pezizales, Morchellaceae. Bases 1 to 1683 code for a protein of 560 amino acids.
AUGCCCCUCCCCCUCCGCAUCCCCCUCCGCAUCCCCCUCCGCCGUCUCCCGGGCCGCCGCACAAUCACAACCCACACCCACCCGCACUUCACGACCCCCGUCUCCGUGCUGCCCACCCACAUCGACACCAGCAGCGACACCUACGCCGCCAAUGCCACGCACAUGAGCACGCUCAACACGCAGCUGCGGGAGCUGCACCGCACCAUCGCGCUCGGCGGGCCCGCGGCGGCCCGCGAGAAGCAUUUGGCGAGGGGGAAGAUGCUGCCGAGAGAUCGUAUAACAGCCCUGCUCGACACAGGGUCCGCGUUCCUCGAGCUCUCGCCGCUGGCAGGACAUGGGCUGUAUCCCGACGAGGAUGUGCCGGCGGGCGCGAUCAUCACGGGGAUUGGAAGGGUGUCGGGGGUGGAGUGUAUGGUUGUUGCGAACGAUAGCACCUGCAAAGGCGGCACCUACUACCCCAUCACCGUCAAGAAGCACCUCCGCGCGCAGACCAUCGCUCUCGAGAACCGGCUGCCGUGCAUCUACCUCGUCGACUCCGGCGGCGCAAACUUGCCGCACCAGGCCGAUGUAUUUCCCGACCGCGAGCAUUUCGGCAGGAUCUUCUACAACCAGGCACGAAUGUCCGCCCAAGGCAUCCCGCAACUCUCCGUCGUCAUGGGCCCCUGCACCGCCGGCGGCGCCUACGUCCCCUCCAUGUCCGACGAAUCCAUCAUCGUGGCCAACACCGGCACCAUCUUCCUGGCAGGCCCACCGCUCGUCAAAGCCGCGACCGGCGAAGUCGUCACCGCCGAAGACCUCGGCGGCGGCGAGCUGCACAGUAAGGUGUCCGGCGUGACCGACUAUCUCGCUGUCGACGACGCGCACGCGCUUGUGCUUGCGCGGCGGUGUGUUGCGAAUCUCAAUUGGCCUGAGGGCAGCGGGGCAAGUGGUGGUAGUGGAGGAAGUGGCGAGGUGAAGGAGCCGCUGUAUGAUCCGAAGGAGCUGAAUGGUGUUGUCGGGGAGAGUCUGAGGAAGCAGGUGGAUGUGCGCGAGGUGAUUGCGCGCGUGGUGGACGGGAGUGAGUUUAGUGAGUUUAAGGCCAACUAUGGGAGUACGCUUGUCACUGGCUUCGCAAAGAUCCACGGCUACCCCGUCGGCAUCCUCGGCAACAACGGCAUCCUCUUCUCUGAGAGCUCUCUCAAGGGCGCGCACUUCAUCCAGCUCUGCACACAACGCAACAUCCCGCUCGUCUUCCUGCAGAACAUCUCGGGCUUCAUGGUCGGCCGCGACGCCGAAGCGGGCGGCAUCGCCAAGAACGGCGCCAAGCUCGUCAACGCCGUGGCGUGCGCGGACGUGCCAAAGUUCACCGUCGUGGUGGGCGCGAGCUAUGGCGCGGGAAACUAUGGCAUGUGUGGGCGGGCGUAUGGGCCAAGGUUUUUGUGGAUGUGGCCGAAUGCGAAGAUCGGCGUGAUGGGUUCCGAGCAGCUCUCCUCCGUCAUGGAGACGGUCGGCAAGAGCGUUGAUCCGGCGCUCAAGGAGCGCAUCGACAGCGAGAGCGAGGCAACGUUCUCGUCGGCACGGCUAUGGGACGAUGGCGUGAUCCCGCCGGAGGAUACGAGGCGGGUGUUGGCGCUGGGGCUGCGGGCGGCGUUGGGCGGCAGGGGCGAGAGUGCGGUGUCGAGGUUUGGGGUGUUUAGAAUGUAG